Paramuricea clavata is the source of this 1581-nucleotide messenger RNA. The record is from the annotation of a GenBank genome assembly. Lineage: Eukaryota; Metazoa; Cnidaria; Anthozoa; Malacalcyonacea; Plexauridae.
AUGGCUGCCACACAAGACGGUGAAAAUGUUCUAGUUGAAAAUGUGGUGCAGGAAAGUGGAGAAUUUGAUAAGGAAUUGUUUUUGCAAGUCCUCAGAGGAAAUCUUUGUCUCAAAUGUUCAAUCAGGAAGGUAGGUAUAGAUCGACUCGCUCUGUGGCUAUAUUUACAGGCCUGUAAACAAAUUCAUGCAGUCAUUUUUACAACACCAAUAGUUUUAUGAUAAUUGAAAAAUGACACAAUGUGGACAUUAGGCCUUUUUGUUUUCAAUAACUUUUCUGUGCUAAAAGAUGGCAGACAGUUUGAUAUUUAUAUUUAGAACAUACUUAGACCAGGUUGGGAAACCAGAGUCAUAGCCAGGGCUGGGCCUUCAACCAGUCACGAAAACUCAAACAUAGGCAAUGUUUUUUGUCCAUUGGGUGGCAAAUGCUAGCAAGGCCAAUUUAAGGUGCGAGACAUGGACUGUUAAUGAGUGUAGCUGUGAUUGGGAGCAAGUUUUCCAACCUGGGUUAUAGAUGCAUCCCUCUCGCCUCCACAGAGGCUUUGUUUUAUUGUUGUAAAAUAACGAGAGGAUGCAUCCGCCAAGAGGGACUACUCUGUUACACACAGGAUAGGGGAGCUUAGGUUCCUUUAUUGGGUCCAUAAUGUGGCCAAAAUUUACUUUUAUGGGGUAUGUCACUUGUACAGUUAUUUAUUGGGCUCAAGAAGCUCUGAAUUAAUUUUUUAUCCAAAGUGGAGAAAAUGUCAAAAAUAUGUUUUAGGUAUCUAAGGGAAAUAAAAUUAUUUUAGAGGUUCAUUUCAAAGCAAGAAAUUAUUUUUCAUGGAUUUAAUGUUUUGUAUUCCAGCCUAACCAGCCCUAUCCUAAGAAUGUAAGGGUACAAUGUGUAGUCAAGGGGGGGGGGGGGAAAUCCAGGGGCCCAACUGCCAUAGUUUAAAUAAAGUUAGUUUAUUAUGUGAAAAUGUAGUUGGACUCCCAUGCUAUCCAUGCAUAAUAUAGGACUACUAAUUUUUAGGGGGUCUGGGGUAUGCUCCCCUGGGAAAAUUUUUAAAUUCGAGAGUUGGUAAAGUGCCAUUUUGCCAGAGGGGCCCACCUCCCUCUGGCUAUGUGACUGUCAGGGUAUGCCCCUGGGAGAUACGAACACAAAUUUUAUUUUUUCCCUUAGUUUUAUACCUACAGAAAGUAUUCAAGAACCUCAAAGAUUCAUUAAAAAAUGCCUUGAUAAAAGAAGAGCUUUAUCAAAGUCUGGAGCAGCUGCUUCUGCACUUCCAACCUGCAAAUACUUCAAGGUUAUGAGAUUUCUACAUGAGAAAACUUACAACUUGGAAACCCAUAGCAAUGUUGAUUUGGAAAUUCAGGCAGUAUCAAAUAAUUCAUCGGAUCUAUCAUCUUCUUUACCAUCUCAAAGCUCUGGUUCCAUCUCCUUCCAGUUCUUCCAGCAUCUCUGAUGAUGCAAAAUGUGCUAAAGGAAAGUGUACUACUACUAAUGAUCAAAAUGACCCAUUUCUUGACCAAGUGACGAGUAUGGAUGAAAAGAUGAUUAAUUAUUUGGGGAAAAUGAAAGAUAAAGAAGAAAAUGAAAGAUAG